Messenger RNA from Oncorhynchus keta (chum salmon), 4378 nucleotides. RefSeq names its product hypoxia up-regulated protein 1-like. Lineage: Eukaryota; Metazoa; Chordata; Actinopteri; Salmoniformes; Salmonidae. The transcript has 24 exons. Gene Ontology annotation, molecular function: ATP binding; ATP-dependent protein folding chaperone. Gene Ontology annotation, cellular component: endoplasmic reticulum chaperone complex. Bases 16 to 3051 code for a protein of 1011 amino acids. The record is from RefSeq and is a predicted model, not a curated record. Gene Ontology annotation, biological process: negative regulation of hypoxia-induced intrinsic apoptotic signaling pathway; cellular response to hypoxia; endoplasmic reticulum unfolded protein response.
UUUGUUUUUGAAUGAAUGGUCAAGGCAUCACCUGCGCUGGGCGUCCAUGGCAUUCAUACUGUCACCAUGAGGAGGAAGCUGACUUUAUGGGCUCGCUUCUGUCUCGUCUUGGCUCUGCUGCCUUCACAAACAGCCUCUGUUGCAGUCAUGUCAGUUGACCUGGGCAGUGAGUGGAUGAAAGUAGCUAUAGUAAAACCUGGCGUGCCAAUGGAGAUUGCUCUAAACAAGGAGUCCAGGAGGAAAACGCCAAUAGCUGUGUGUUUAAAAGAAAACGAGAGACUUUUUGGAGACAGUGCAUUGGGAGUGUCUGUGAAGAACCCCAAAUUUGUCUAUAGGCAUCUUCAGAGCCUCCUUGGCAAGAAGCAUGACAACCCACAGGUGGCGGUCUAUCAGAAACGCUUCCCCGAGCACCAUCUGGUGACAGAUGAGAGUCGGGGCACAGUUCUCUUUAGCAACUCGGAAGAAAUGCAGUACUCUCCAGAGGAGCUCCUGGGCAUGGUUUUGAACUAUUCACGUGGACUUGCUCAGGACUUUGCAGAGCAGCCCAUCAAAGAUGCAGUGAUCACCGUCCCAGUCUUUUUCAAUCAGGCAGAGCGUAGAGCAGUCCUGCAGGCCGCACAGAUGGCAGGUGUUAAAGUCCUUCAGCUCAUCAACGACAACACGGCGGUGGCACUCAACUACGGCGUCUUCAGGAGAAAAGACAUCAACAGCACAGCACAGAACAUAAUGUUCUAUGACAUGGGUUCAGGCAGCACAACGGCAACCAUCGUCACAUACCAGACAGUCAAAACCGAAGAGUCUGGUUCCCAGCCACAGCUCCAGAUACGAGGAGUGGGGUUUGACCGCUCUCUGGGGGGCUUUGAGAUGGAGCUGCGGCUGCAGGACCACCUGGCCAAGCUAUUCAACGAGCAGAAGAAGACCAAGAAGGACGUGAGGGAGAACCACCGGGCCAUGGCCAAGCUCCUCAAGGAGGCCCAGAGACUCAAGACUGUGCUGAGCGCUAAUGCCGAAUUCAUGGCACAGGUGGAAGGGCUGCUGGAUGACAUGGAUUUCAAGGCCAAGGUGACCCGUGUGGAGUUUGAGACCCUGUGUGCUGACCUUUUUGAGAGAGUGCCUGGCCCUGUACAGGAUGCCCUCAGCUCUGCAGAGAUGUCCCUGGAUGAGAUCGAGCAGGUGAUCCUUGUGGGUGGCUCCACCCGAGUGCCUAAGGUGCAAGAAGUGCUGCUCAAAGCCGUUGGGAAAGAGGAGCUAGGGAAGAACCUCAACGCAGAUGAGGCUGCAGCCAUGGGGGGUGUGUACCAGGCCGCUGUCCUCAGCAAGGCCUUCAAAGUCCAACCUUUCCUGGUUAGAGAGGCAACCGUUUUCCCCAUUCAGGUGGAGUUCACAAGUGAGAUGGAGGAGGAUGGUUCCAGGAUCCUGAAGCACAACAAGCAUAUUCUGUUCCAGAGGAUGGCCCCCUACCCCCAGAGCAAGGUCUUCAUCUUCAACCACACUGACGACUUUGCCUUCAACAUCAACUACGGCGAUCUCAGUUUCCUGGGCCAGGAAGACCUCAGUGUCUUUGGCUCUCUCAACCUGACCACAGUGCAGCUGUCUGGGGUGGGCAGCAGCUUCCAGAAGCACACAGAUGCUGAGUACAAGGGCAUCAAUGCCAGCUUCAACAUGAACGAGAGUGGCGUGCUCCUCCUUGACCGGGUGGUGUCUGUCUUUGAGACCGUUGUGGAGGAGGAGGAGUCUACUCUGACAAAACUGGGAAAUACAAUUUCCAGCCUGUUUGGAGGGGGAUCCUCGGAACCCAACACAAAUGUGACUGAACCAGUUCAGGAUGAGGAGAAGGUUCAUCCGGAGUCUGUGAAGGAGCAAGAGGAGGCUGCGCCCCAGGAAGAGAAGCAGGAGCCUGGGGAGGAACAACAGCAGCAGGAGGAGGUGGCCCCAACCCACGAGAAGACUGAGGGAGUAGACAGUAAGGCUGACCUUCAGGAUGAAAAGGAGGGAGCCAAAUCUGGAGAAGAGGAGAAAACGACAGAGGAAGCGGCAAAGACUGAGGCCGGGAAGAAAGCCAAGCAUCAGAAGAAAAACGAGAUCUAUGAGGAUGUCACAGUGGAGCUCCAAGUGAAAGACAUCCUUAACCCUCAUUUAGAAGCCAUCACCUCCUCAAACAAGAAGCUCCAAGACCUGACUGAUGGAGACCUGAAGAAACAGGAGAGGGAGAAGACACUGAACAGCCUUGAGGCAUUCCUUUUUGAUACCCAGGAGAAAAUGUACCAGGAGGAGUACCAGGCAGUGGUGUUGGAGGAAGAGAAGGAAAUCAUCCUGGCCAAGCUGAGUCAAGUGUCGACCUGGAUGGACGAGGAUGGCUACUCUGCGUCCACCAAGGAGUUGCGGGAGAAGCUGCAGCAUCUCACAAAGCUGUGCAGGGCCAUGUUCUUCCGUGUGGAAGAGCGCAGGAAGUGGCCUGGCCACCUGGCCACCCUGGAGAGCAUGCUCAACCGCUCCAGCUUCUUCCUCAGGAGCUCCAAACUUGUACCAGAGGAUGACCGAAUCUUCACUGACGUGGAGCUGAAGAUGUUGGAAAAAGUCAUCAACGAGACCUCUACGUGGAAGAACAACACAGUAGCUGAACAGGAGAAGAGUUCUCCCACGGAGCCGCCUGUGCUGCUGUCCAAAGACAUAGAGUCCAAGUGGGCUUUGCUGGACCGCGAGGUCAACUACUUGCUGAACAAGGCCGCCAAGCCCAAGGCCGCCAAGCCCAAGGCCGCCAAGCACAAGGCCGCCAAGCACAAGGCCUCCAAGCCCAAUAACAACAGCACCACAGAGAGCAGCAGCAGCAAGGCCAACAGCAUCAAAAUGGAAGAGAAAGUCAUACUUCCCAAUGAGGAGACCAAAGACGAAGAGGGCACUGAGGAGGUGCAGCAAGAGGAACCGCCCAUCAAAGAGCCCACUGGACAGAACACAGACACACUCAGCCAAUCAAAGCCUACAGAUAAAACUACAAGGACAGAACCAACAGAGAAGAAACAGUCAGAAAACCACAAAGGGGAUGAGUUUUAACAGCUGGAACGAGAUGUCAUUGUAUUUGUUGACUGUUUAAUUGUUUCCUACAUAUUUCGGGUGUUUUGUUUUUCCAGCCUUUUAUUUUGAAAACUGUAAAGUCAUUGGAUCAGCUCAGACUUCUUGAACUGUCUUAUUCCCACUACCUACCUCUCGUUCUCACUUUCUGUUCACCUUCAUCUCCCUCUGCGGCCGAACAUCUUUCCCCUCUUACUGACAUGAGCAAGGAGCGCUGACUAAGCCUGGAAUAACCAGCGAAUGAAAUGACACAAGACUUCAAGUUUGUAUUCUACCAUCCUGCCCUACAGGUUUAGGCAUACUUUCCCACAUGCAAACAACUACUUGGACAACUGUAUAUUUGCCCUGCAUUGAACAAAGAAGUGUUUAGUUUUGGUAGGACUAAUGAUAACAGGACUCAAUGUUUCCUCCACUGGAACUCUGUUGCAUUGCAUCAUUUGUCGCUUUCUGAGAUCAGGAAGGGUAGUUAUGAUUUGACCUCUCAAGCAGGCUUGUUUUCACGUAGGAAGUCUUGCUUUUAUUUUAUUUUUUUGUGGGUUUGCACUGGUUGUUGAGAAAUAUAUCAAAUGGGCUGGAGCUAAUGUAUGCUCUUGGGAAAUGGAAUGGGUUUUAGUUGUAUUUGAAUAUUGAAUGCCUUAAUACCUUGUAUUGUGGCACAUAAACAAUCUGUGAUUGUGUGUGUAUACAAUAUCCUACAAAGGGGGAAUUGAUUUGUCAUCCAAAUAUUACUGAUGACCAGUCGUUAAAUGUGUUCAUAAGUGUAAAAUCUAUUUCAUGCUUUUCAGAACCUUCUUGCCAUGGUCUUCUGACAAUUCAUCAAUGAAUUAGCUUGAGGGAAACAUUUUUCACUGAAGUACAUCUAUCUUGAUUUCUAGUUUCUCUAAAUUGUACUCCAAUACAUAAAGUUAAAUAAACUUCAAUUAUCAAGGUGUAAUUUGGGCUUGCCGUUGGUUGUGUUCAGUAGGUGAACAACAUAAAAUGGCAUUGAUUAUCGUUUUGUUAUGCUGUGCCCUACUGAACACAACCCUGGUCUGCACUGACAGAAGUAGAUAUUAUCCACGUCUCAAGCUGCUUGAAUCUCUACCAGAGGAGUGUGGUUCCUGUUCUUCGCAUCACCUCAGAUGGUUUGAGGGGGAAUAAACUAACGGAUUGGGGGAUGCCAAUGCUUUUCUUUCUAAACUGUUAAUAGUAUUUUUUUUAAAUAUGGUGAUGAAAAGUGGAAUGUUUUUGUUUUUUCAAUCCGUGUCUAAAAAUAAGAUGUGUAUUUGAAGACCCACGUCAUCUAACAAAUACAAAUGUACCGUUGUAA